AUGCUGCCCCGAAUUACAAUCCUUACCAUCCUGGGUCUCUAUCUAGCCUCCCGAGCGAGAUCGCUCUCCCUGUUGUACAACAACCAUCCAGAACGACUGGUGGAGAUCAAUCAACUACCCCACUAUGCCAUCAAAUACGCCGACCGCAUCCGCAACUGCGAGGAUGCCGUGAUGGUCCCUGAGGAUGGACUGGCCAUUCUCAGCUGCGACCCAGGUCGCGAUCGUUGGAACACCGUCAUGGGCACCUUCACCAAAGACAAGAGUCUCAUCCCUCACGGCGAUCUAACCAUCUACCGUUACACAAACGCCGAAGACGAGGGCAAGGCACUCACCACCAUCAAGCUGGUCGACUUCCCCGAGAUCGACAAGUUCCACCCCCUAGGUGUCGAGUAUCACCGUCCGAGCGGACAGCUCUUCGUCUGCAACCACCACUACGACGGGUCGCGCGUCGAGAUCUUCAGCCUCGACUUGUCCGACCCCGGCCACCCGACCGCUCAUUACCAGCGCACGCUAGUUGACGCGACCAUCCGGGCGCCCAACGCCAUCCUCGCGCUCAGCGCGCACGAACUCUACAUCACCAACGACCACCACUACCUCCAACGGACGCACCCAAAGCUCGCCAAGACCGAGACGCUCAGCGGGGCUCCGGGUGGCGCCCUCGUCUACGCUAAUACCCAAACGGGCGAGAUGCGACGCGUCGCACGGAUCCCGUUCGCGAACGGGGUUGCGCGAGUGAACGCGUCAACCGUCGCCGUGGCGUCGACGUCCACAGCAGCCGUCUACCUGUACGACGUUCAGCCGCACGACUAUUCCGUCAGGUUUGUCCACAGCAUCCCCGUGCCCUUCUUUCCAGAUAACCUGGAGACCGAUCAGGCGGGGGUGCUGCUGAUCGCGGGACAUCCGUCCAUGCAGGGUCUCGAGGCGACCGUAAAGGCGCGGCUGCAGUGUACGGGGGUGCCGUCAGAAAAGGGGAAGUGUUACAAGGCGGGGGCACCAAGCUGGGUGGCGGAGUGGACGGAGGAGCGGGGGGUGCGUGAUCUGUAUGUCAGUCGGGGGGAGUUCGGGAGUAGUUCGACGGCCGGGCGGGAUGCGGAGAGAGGAGUGGGUCUGGUGACGGGGUUGUAUGAACGGGGGAUAUUGGUCUGGAGUGAGUCUGGGCUAGAUGCCUAG
Molecule: messenger RNA, 1170 nt
Organism: Aspergillus candidus
Lineage: Eukaryota; Fungi; Ascomycota; Eurotiomycetes; Eurotiales; Aspergillaceae
Exons: 2
Coding region: 1-1170 (389 amino acids)
Source: RefSeq, a predicted model, not a curated record